Messenger RNA from Fusarium tjaetaba, 1845 nucleotides. RefSeq names its product SRC1-regulation of cohesion (splice variant I). The transcript is spliced from 2 exons. NCBI's taxonomy places the organism in Eukaryota, Fungi, Ascomycota, Sordariomycetes, Hypocreales, Nectriaceae. Gene Ontology annotation, cellular component: nuclear inner membrane. The coding region runs from base 1 to 1845 and encodes 614 amino acids. The record is from RefSeq and is a predicted model, not a curated record. Gene Ontology annotation, molecular function: chromatin binding.
AUGGCCGACAUGGAGGACUACCUCGAGGAAGGGUUUGACCCACGUUCAGUCACUGUUCCGCGUCUGCGAUCGAUUCUUGUCACGCAUAAUGUUGAGUACCCUGCGACUGCAAAAAAGGCCCAACUUGUUGAGCUGGUUGAAGAUCAUGUACUAGCGCAGGCCCCAAAGCUGCGGGCUCAGCGCGCCCGAGCCAAGAGAUCGAGCAUGGGAAUCGUGAAUGCUGGCAGUCCGGAAGACAACGGCACCUGGGAUGACUACGAACUCCCACCUCCGUCGACUACCAAGAGACGUUCGAAGUCUCCUCGAAAGUCUUCGGCGCGUGUUAAGGGUGAAGAUAAUGUCCUGGCGACUCCUGUGCCCAGGAGUCCUACCAAGCGCAGUACACGGUCAGUAAGCCGUGCGCUCUCUCACGCUGACGACCACGACAACUACGACGCCCCUCGUUCCAUUCGCCAACCGAGGAGAACAGUCACGCCACAGAUCAAAGAUGAGCCACAAGAAGAAGAGACAAUCCUGCCCGACCACGAAGAAAGCGUGUUCACUCACGACAACCCUUUUCAGAGUGGCAGUUCGCCUGCUCAACAUAAAACGCCCACCAAUCGCCGCCGUACAAUUGCCGACGACUCCAUCAGAAGUGUAAAGUCAUCGUCCCGGCGCAGGACAGGUGGCUACAAUGACGAUUAUGAAGAUGAUGUUGAACCUACUCCAAGAUACCGCGAGCCGACUCCGGACUUACUGGAACCUGGCGAGGAGUUCACUCCGAACGAGCAAUUGGAAUUGGAACAAGCUGCGAGUCGGGGCGAAAUGGAGAUCGAGCCUCGCAAGCCUUCUCAGCAGGUAUCUCGAAGAGGUGGUUUUAAGGCACCUCUCUUUGUACUCUUGAUGUCUCUUUUUGGAGCCUACCUUGCGUGGUAUCGUCAAGAGAAAAUCGCGGUUGGCUAUUGCGAAGUCGGUGGUCAAGCAAAACCACUCUUUUCGCAAGACAUUCCUGUGCCCGACGCUCUUGUUCCUUUCGUUGAGCCUCAGUGCGAGCCUUGCCCUUCGCACGCGUACUGUUACCACGACUUUUCGGUUCGUUGCGAGAAUGGAUUUAUCCUCAAGCCGCACCCAUUGUCUCUCGGUGGGCUUGUGCCACUUCCUCCUACUUGUGAGCCGGAUGGCGAGAAAGCGCGCCGCGUUAAAGCUGUAGCUGAUAGGGCUAUUGAGGAACUCAGAGAUCGCCGAGCUCAGUAUGAGUGCGGAGAACUUGUUGGUGAGGAUGGCAAGAAAGAGGAAUCUCCUGCGAUGGCUGAACACGAGCUUAAGGCGACCGUGAGCCGCAAGAGGUCCAAGAGACUCAACGAGGACGAGUUUGAUGAACUGUGGGCUGCCGCCAUUGGCGAGGUCGCAGCUAGAGAAGAGGUCGAGAUCAUUGAGACAGCACUAUAUCGGAAGCACGUGGCUACAUCUGCUCAAGUUCCUGCUCUCGUCGACCUAGUGCUGGGUAGACUUGCCAAUCAGAAGGAACUAGGUGAAGAAGGUAUCGAUGAUCCUUGGUUGUUUUUACCGAACUUGAGAGAUGACGUCCUCCGGGCUAUUCACUCAUUGUCUGAGCGAGAACGCAUCUGGCAGCGGGUUCGAGCUGUUGUCGAACAAAACAGCAAUGUUCGAACCAGUCAGCGCGAAGGAAGAAGCGGCGAGGUAGGUCGCGCUUGGGAGUGGAUUGGCCCUGUUGCUGGCGACGGAGCAAGGAGGCGACGGAGCGGCCGGGUAUCACUCGGUCCUAACUCUCAAGUAGAGUCGCCAGAGCCAACAAAGGCAAACCCUGAUGUUAAAAAGUGGGAGGAAUCGAGACCGAUCUACUAA